GGAGAGGAUUAUUACCACUGAAAUCCAAGACGAUACUCACAAUCAAGUAGCCUUGACAGCGACGGCUACAGGGAUGAUCAAAUCCGCUGCUGCUUCCACAUCACGACUGAAGCUGCCCUCUACCGCAGCUUCUUCACUGUCGCAAUAUGGAAGCGCUCAUCGUCCGCGGUCCGCUCCAAUCGCAUGCUCCUCGAGCUCCCCUUUGCACUCCACCCGCAAUCUCGCCUCCUCUUCCGCCACUCUGCAACAACAUCAGCAACAACAGCAACAACGAAGCUCCGUCCACGCCUCCGAAGUAGAACACUUCACCCGCCUUUCCUCAACCUGGUGGGAUCCCAAUGGUGAGCUCAGUCUUCUGCACAAAAUGAACAAGGGCCGUAUUGCUUUUCUCAGGGACAAGGUCGUCGAGACGCAGGGCUGGGAUCGAGCGAGGGAGACUGGGAGGAGCCUGCAAAAGAGGGAGUGGUGCAAGGGUCUGAGGGUGCUGGAUGUGGGAUGCGGUGGAGGAUUACUGAGCGAAUCUUUGGCUCGGCUUGGCGCAACAGUCCACGGCAUCGAUGCCACCGGUACCAACAUCGCCAUUGCACAGCACCACGCCUCUCUCGACCCCUUCUUCUCCACUCCCUCCCCCUCUUCCUCUCCAACCUCCUCUUCUCCACGGCUCACCUAUUCGCACACAGCAGCCGAAGACCUUCUUGCCUCUCCGAGCGGAGACCACGCGGAAGGCUACGACAUUGUCGCCUCGGUCGAAGUCCUCGAGCACGUCUCUUCGCCAGCCGCCUUCCUGCACUCCCUCUCCUCUCUCCUCAAGCCAGGAGGUCAUCUCCUCCUCAGUACCAUUGCCCGAACUCCACUCGCAAGAUUACUGACUAUUACGCUUGCGGAAGAAGUCAUGGGACUGGUCAGUAGGGGGACCCAUUCCUACGAGAAGUACGUCAAGAGUGAGGAGUUGAGGAAGUUCAUUGCUGAAGAGGAAGGUGGAGGAUUGGGCUGGUACCCAUCAUCCAAACAAGGAGGAAAGCAGCCCUCUAGUAGCGUAGACAACAGCAAUGACGCCUUUGCUUCUCUGGACGGGGUUAGGUCACUACCAAGUCGACUGCAGAUGGAGUCGCGUGGGAUCAUUUAUGACCCACUGAUUGGCGAUUGGCGAUUGCUGGAUAGAAGUGGUUGGAUGCAGAGGAGCGGAUGGGGGGAAGAGUGCAAUUACCUCCUCUGGGCUAGGAAGCCUAUCAGAUAGAAGACGAACGACCUCUGACUGUACUGUACUCUGCGACCGACAGUCCCGUAUAAUGACUAGCAAUGCCAUGUAUGGCUCACUCACAACUACCGG
This is a messenger RNA of Microstroma glucosiphilum, 1330 nucleotides long. Its product is annotated as ubiquinone biosynthesis O-methyltransferase. Gene Ontology annotation, molecular function: 2-methoxy-6-polyprenyl-1,4-benzoquinol methyltransferase activity. Gene Ontology annotation, biological process: ubiquinone biosynthetic process. The transcript is spliced from 3 exons. Bases 74 to 1237 code for a protein of 387 amino acids. Lineage: Eukaryota; Fungi; Basidiomycota; Exobasidiomycetes; Microstromatales; Microstromataceae. The record is from RefSeq and is a predicted model, not a curated record.